Messenger RNA from Meira miltonrushii, 3918 nucleotides. RefSeq lists its product as uncharacterized. The record is from RefSeq and is a predicted model, not a curated record. NCBI's taxonomy places the organism in Eukaryota, Fungi, Basidiomycota, Exobasidiomycetes, Exobasidiales, Brachybasidiaceae. The transcript is spliced from 2 exons. Gene Ontology annotation, biological process: fungal-type cell wall biogenesis; protein phosphorylation; signal transduction. Gene Ontology annotation, molecular function: diacylglycerol-dependent serine/threonine kinase activity; ATP binding. The coding region runs from base 109 to 3744 and encodes 1211 amino acids.
CCAUCAUCAAAAGAAGGAGAUCAUCAACAGUUUCCUUCUUUCUUGUCAAUUCACCUUCUCCAGCCAGUCCGAUAAUUUGGCCCAAGAGAGUGGGGAGAGCAAGACAACAUGGCGGAUUCUACCGAAGCCAAGAUUGCUGAAAUCCAUGCGCGGAUUCAAACUCAGCGCAAGCUGAUGGAAGGCAGUCAAGCAUUACGCGGAGCAACGCCAAAUCAAGAUGUGAUUAGAUCUGCAGAAGCACAAAUUAGAGAUGCUCAACGUAAUAUUUCUUACCUGGAAGAAUCUCUUCGAGCUCUCCAAGGUAGACGGUCUAGCGGAGGAACAGGUAUGCGUCCACCAGGUGGUGCAACACCAAGCAAUCCAAACGCAUUCUAUUCACCCGGCAUGGUACAAGCACCAGGUCGAACUGGUUCUCCAUCUGGCAUGCGACCACCAGGAGCAGGAAUGCCAUCCUCUAUCGGAAGCUCUGGACCGCCAAGUUUCACCUCUAGCAAUAGCUUCAAUGGAAGUCUCUCAGGUUCUUCUCGUCCUUAUCCGGGAGAUAGUUCUUCAUCUUAUCUCUCUUCUGCGCCUUCUGAUGGCAGGAGAGGAAGUCCAGGCCCAGGUGGUUUACCUCAGAGGUACGAUGACAGACCAUUGCCAAUGGCACCAGGUGACGGAAGGAGACCCGUAGGGCAAUCUCCAAUGCAACAACAAGGUAUGGCACCACUUGCUGGACAGGACAUCAACAGGAUGGGUACCAGCGCCAGAAAGAAUUACACAAAUCUCGAUUUGAUCAAGUAUGACAUGCCGCAUACUACGGCAAAAAUCUCCAAGAUGCUACACCAGCUCGAAUUCAAGCUGCAAAUCGAACAGCAAUACAAGAUGGGUAUCGAUAAGAUGGCAAAGCUAUAUCAAGCUGACGGUGACAGGAAGUCCAAAAAUGAUGCCGAAUCAAAACGAGUUGAAAGUGCUGCCAAGAUUCGAUUAUUGCAACAGAGCAUCAAGAGGUACAAGCAAUUGCAUGUAAUGGACGAAGAUGCCGAGGACGAAAAUAUGCCUGCUUCCUUGGACGGAAGACGUCAGAAUUUGCGUAAGCCGCUCUCUGGUACACUGCAAGUAUCAGUCAGAAGUGCUCGUGAUAUCGAUCACGUUCCUAAUCCAAAGCGUGGAACAAGGGAAUCGACUGUGGUUAUCAAAGUGGAGGAUACGCCAAGAGCAAGGACCCACCCUAGUCGUACCGAUCGAUGGCAAGAAGAUUUUGAAGUUGCCGUGGAUAAUGCAAAUGAGAUCGAAGUGACUGUAUACGACCGUAUCGGAUCGAACCAUCCUGAGCCUGUAGGUAUGCUUUGGAUUCGUAUCAGUGAUAUCGUCGAAGAAUUGCGUAAAAAGAAGUUUGGUCAAGUUCCUGAUGCUGCUGGUCCGGCUGCUCCCGGUGGUUGGGUCACCGCACAAGAUGUGCAAGAGCAACAAAGCCCAGCAUCAUUCAAUUCUCCUGCCCAACCUGGUAUGAUGGACGCAACAUUCAACAACGGCCCUGCAGGUGCACCCGUUCCUAUGGGUCCAACGUCAGAUGGUAUCGAGGCUUGGUUUGCCGUUGAACCAGCAGGAGCAAUCUUCUUGCGUGUCAACUUUGUCAAACAAAAUGUCCGCAAACGCCCAUACGACGCCCGUCUUGGCCGUCAAGGUGCUGUUCGUAAGCGCAAGGAAGAUGUCUCUGAAAUCAAUGGACACAAAUUUAUCUCACGUCAAUUCUACCAAAUCAUUCGAUGUGCACUCUGCGGAGAAUUGUUACUCAACGCAGCUGGAAGUCAAUGUGACGACUGUCGAUACACCUGUCACAAGAAAUGCGCUCAAAAGGUUGUCACGAAGUGUAUCAGUAAGAGUAAUGCUGAAGCUGAUCGUGAUGAAGUGAAGAUCAACCAUCGUAUUCCACAUAGAUUUGUGCCUUUGACAAACAUUGGUGCAAAUUGGUGUUGCCAUUGUGGUUACAUCUUACCUCUUGGACGAAAGAAUGCAAGAAAGUGCACAGAAUGUGACUUGACAUGUCAUGCCGAUUGUGCGCACUUAGUGCCUGAUUUGUGUGGUAUGUCGAUGGAGAUGGCCAAUCAAUUAUUGACCGACAUGGAAGCCAUUAAUCGUAACAAAACUUCAGCUCGCACUCAACCAAGCAAUAAUCUGUCUUCUCAACAAGGCAGGCCGCCCUCAGGAUUUACUGGGCUGGAACAACAAACUGCGCAAAUGGGAAUCAGACCACAGCAACCUUCAUCCCCAGGAGGAGGACCACCGCAAUUAUCCAUGUCGCAACAAAGUGUUGGACCGCAGACGUCACAAUACGGUCGACCUGUGCCAGGCGGUGCACGCUCGAUGGAUGAAAGCGCUUAUAAUGACUCUCAACAAGGCAUUCGACCUCCAAGACCUUUGCCACAGCCAGCAUCACAACAAGGCUUUGGCGGCAGCUAUGAAGGACGUCCUCCAAUGUCUCAGUCUGCAUCUCAAGGCAACCUGCAUGGUCCUCCCGGUCAAAAACCUGGCUCUGGCUUCACGCAAGGCAUUCCCGCUUCGCCUUCUAAGCAAUCAUUCCAUUCUGCUGGUCCCGGUCAAACAAGCACGGAUGGAGCUUCUAUCAGAAGUGGCUCGACAAUCACUAUUGAUGGACAACAGCCGCCACCACCAAAUCAACAACAAGUUGUUAUGCCGCCAGCAAGUCAACAACAGCCACUUCAAAUGCAACCACCACGCAACCCGCCUUCGUCAAAAAGAAAGAUUGGUCUUAAUGAUUUCAACUUCCUGGCAGUCUUGGGUAAGGGUAACUUUGGUAAAGUGAUGUUGGCAGAAGAAAAGAGAUCAGGUUAUCUCUAUGCCAUCAAAGUGCUAAAGAAAGAAUUCAUCAUCGAGAAUGAUGAAGUUGAAAGUACAAAGUCAGAAAAGCGAGUCUUUUUGGCAGCUGCACGCGAAAGACAUCCUUUCUUAUUGGGCUUGCAUUCUUGUUUCCAAACUGAAACGAGAGUGUACUUUGUUAUGGAGUACAUCAGCGGUGGUGAUUUGAUGUUGCAUAUUCAACGUGAACAAUUCACGCCAAGGAGGGCAAAAUUCUAUGCUGCGGAGGUUCUUCUGGCUCUCGAGUACUUCCACAAGCAAGGAAUCAUCUAUCGUGAUUUGAAAUUGGACAACAUCUUGCUCACCCUUGAUGGUCACGUCAAGGUUGCAGAUUAUGGUUUGUGCAAAGAGGAUAUGUGGUUUGGCAGUACAACGAGCACAUUCUGUGGAACGCCUGAAUUCAUGGCGCCUGAAAUCUUGCUGGAACAAAGAUACGGAAGAGCAGUGGAUUGGUGGGCAUUUGGAAUUUUGAUCUACGAAAUGCUAUUGGGUCAAGCACCUUUCCGAGGAGAUGAUGAAGAUGAAAUCUUUGAUGCAAUUUUGGAAGAUGAACCACUUUAUCCUAUUCAUAUGCCUCCAGAUUCUGUUUCAAUCUUGCACAGAUUGCUUACUAGGGAUCCAACCAAGCGUCUAGGUGCAGGACCAACGGAUGCAGAUGAGAUCAAAGCACAUCCAUUCUUCCGGGAUGUGAAUUGGGAUGAUAUGUUCCACAAACGUGUUCCACCGCCAUUCAUUCCUACAUUGAAGAAUCCCAGUGAUACAAGUUGGUUCGAUACCGAGUUCACAAGUGAAAAGCCAACUCUUACACCUGUUCAUAGCGUCUUGUCUGCUCAAGAUCAAGCUGAAUUCCGUUCAUUCUCUUGGACAGCACCUCAUGUGGUUUAAGGUUUCAAAAUCAUCCAUGUAUCUAUACUUUCCAACCCCAUGCUUCUUUUGCAAGCAGCCACUUCUUUUUUUCGUUCUUUUUAUCUUCCAUUUUAUAGGUACAUGAUUUCAAGAUUAUAUAAAUGCCAAUGUCGUAUGAAACGUAAAAAUGAAAAUUCAAUUUCUUCUUUGUUU